GACAGAUGGUUGAUUGACAGUCUGACUGUCUGACAGUACUUUACUUACCGUCUGAGACUAAACAAGUUUUAUAGUUACUUUAGUUUUCUUGUGAUAUCGUUAAUAAUUCCUUAGAUGGUAUCAAAAUGAGUUUACACAAAGCAAGAAUAAAGGCAUUUGAAGAAGUUUUGGAAGGAGAUGUAGUUGAUAUUGAUAAGUUGAGAAAAUUAGCAUUUAAUGAUGAAAUAAUAGUAUCUCCGGGAGGCCCCACCGAUCACCCUUUGAACAUCAGUCCUGACAGCUCUUGGAGUACCUACUUUAAGGACAAUGAAGUGCUGUUACAGAUUGACAAGGAUGUCCGGCGGUUGUGCCCUGAUAUAUCGUUUUUUCAAUCUGCUACCGAAUUUCCAUGCGAGGAAAUAGUCAACAGCAAUGGUGUUAAGAGAUUGCAUAAGAGAGUUGAACAGUCGGUCCUGAAAUUUUCAACCUUAGAAAGACGAGGGCUUGGUGUGGCUAAGUUGAGCAAUGAAAUCCGUCGCUCGGACAGCACCCAGAGCGGAGACUACGCACCGCUGAACGAGGGCUGCGAGGCGCACUGGGAGGUAGUCGAACGAAUGCUGUUCCUAUAUGCCAAGUUGAACCCUGGCCAGGGCUAUGUGCAAGGAAUGAACGAAAUUAUCGGCCCAAUUUACCAUACAUUUGCCAUUGACCCCGACAAAGAAUUUAGAAAACAUGCUGAGGCUGAUUGCUUCUUUUGCUUCACUAACUUAAUGGCGGAGAUACGCGACUUCUUUAUACGCACCCUGGACGAGUCUUCCAGCGGCAUCAACUAUGUAAUGGGUAGGCUCAGUGAUUGCUUAAAGAAGACUGAUCCUGCUGUUUGGAACUUGUUGGAAAUACAAGAACUAAGACCACAAUAUUAUAGUUUCCGGUGGUUGACACUGUUGCUCUCUCAAGAAUUCUCACUACCAGAUGUUGAGCGCAUUUGGGACUCCAUGUUUGCAGAUGAGAAGAGAUUUGACUUCCUAAUUUUUAUCUGCUGUGCCAUGAUUUUGUUGGUCAGAAACGACUUGCUCAGUGGAGACUUUGCGUCCAAUGUCAAAUUACUUCAAAACUUUCCUCCGAUGGAUGUAUCUCUGAUCUUAAACAAAGCCGUAGAAAUAUCCAAGUUUCGGUAAAUUACAUUCUUUUAGUUAUUUCUUAACGACUUUUGAUAUUUAAACGUUUUUAAUCUAGAAUAUAUACAUAUGCAUUUACAUCUUUGGCGUUCUUAUUGUCAAAAAGACAUUUGGAUGUACCUUUUGGAUCUAUCGAAUAUUUUUUUAUUUAUUGUGUAAAAUGUUGUAUAAUAAGGCCUAUUGUUCGUUGUAAACCAAUUUACUCCCGCAUUACUAUCAAUCAAUUACUAGAAUAAGUACAAUAAUAUUAUUUAUGUAGCUAUAGUUUUAAAUAUAAAUAUAGUAAGCUUUGUAAUGAGAUGUAAAGAGUUAUGAAUCGUAGUGAUGAUCGUAACAAUACCUAUUUAACAAAGAGAGAUGGAGAUGUCGAUGUUGGCAUUUUGUCUCGAAAAUGCAUUUACGUACUGAUUAUAUCUCAUUGCAAAACAUAUUUCAAUUGCAAUUUAAAUUGUUUGCCAUAAUUGUAGUUACCCCAUCUACUUACAGUGUUCACUACAUAUAAUUAUUCGUCAAUUCCAUAUUUCUGGUGUAUCCAUACAGUAGUCGUGUAAACAUGUUAGAGCUUUACUUAUAUUUUUUCUGGAUGCCUAAAUGUGAUAAUCGUGAAAAUAUUGGAAAGCUAAAAACGUACCUAAUGUAAGGUUCUUUAAGAUUAAUAUAGUUUAAGAUACUUUAUACUUGUAACCUAUAAGCCUGUAUACUAUGCGAGAGCUACCGAUGGAAGUCCAAUGCAGCGCACACUUUUGGGCCUAUAUAUUUCACCAGGUCACCAUGGUGGCACAGCCAGUUGUCGCUACCAACAAAAUGAAUUGGUUGCGUAACGUACGGUCGAGUGUACUACCAGUUCGUCUGCAAGUAGGUACAGAUUUUACUGGCUGGUUACCACAAAUUACUAUACCGCUGUAUUGUGUCUUACUUGCUCGGCCACCAGUGACGCUACAACUCUGUUUUUCUACGUACGCACAGCAAUAGCGCAAUUUCUACGAGAUCUUGUAUUGUCCCAGUGUGGUGUGGCGAUUCUGGUGUCUAGCCUGGUAGUUACGGACACCAAAUUGGCGCGACAGGUUUCGCCGCCAUGGUGUCCCAUUAAAGUAUAGCCUUUACUAUAUGUUUCCUCGACCCCCUGGUUAUGGCUAAUCUCAAGUAUUUGCUAUGUCGUCCUUUAUAAGGUGAUUAAUAAUCAUUUAAAGAGAUCUGUAGUUUUGUCGACCCGAUUGGCAAACUGUUCGUUUUAUCUUCGCAAAUACUGCUUAAAAAUAAUUAUCGGAAUCGGUCUAGCCGUUUACGCGUGAUGCCAUAACCAAUGGAAAUGGGGAUUCAGUUUUGUACAUACAUAUAGAUUAGAUAGGUAUGUACUAUUCCUAAAAUUUCUCAUGCUUUGACAACCCUUAAAAUAUACUCAAUGAUAAUAUGUCAGUUCGAUUAAUCAAUUUUAGUGAGUAGAUAAAUAAUAAUAUAUGAUAUUAAAGUAAUUUUAAUGAAAUUGUUAGUAAAAUAAUGAGCACCUACAAUAACUUCCAAACGAGCUCUUCGUGUAACCAAUUCGUAUACGUACUUUUUAUGUGUAUAUUUUCAAAGAUUUUAGUAAGGUUAAUUCGGACUCCUCUAUUAUAAAAUUGCAUCUCCAAUAUGCAGUACUGAUAUGGCUUAUAGGUAUGAUAAAAAUUGGAGUUUGUAUUUCAUGAUAUUGUAUAUUAAUGGGCGUAGAUAAGAGUAGGUAUUUUUAUGUGUGUAGGAAUAGACGUUAAACGUAAAUAUUCUGAUAAUAAAUACAUAUAGCCAUGUAUAUAUUUGUUGAAACGCGUAGGUAAUGUUUAACAAUACUACUUGAUCUGAUUGUGACGCGUAUUCGUUCUUUUUUUCUUCAUUCUUUCAUUCUUUGUUCCCCAUAUUGCAAAGCUUAAGAGUGAAGGAAAUUAUUGGUUUGGUCUAGUAUUUUAAUUUGCCGUAAGCUACCAACUUAUUAGAAUCCAUUCGUCAAUACCCCUCCCUACCCUUCCCGCUUUUGAUGGGCGGAGAAUAAAUACUUGAAUAUUAAUCCAAAAUAGACUCGGCUUAUCAGAUUUUUAUUUGCCAAUUGUUAUUUGAUCCAGGCAUUCUCGCAAUAACUCCCGCCGAUGAUAAUAUAUUGUGAAAUAGUACAUUCGACUCAUUUGUUAUCAUGUCAAUUUAUAUUUCAUGCCCUUUUUUUACUUUUGGGGGGAGAAUUAGUCAAUUGGCUCUCUCUCCCCGAGUGGGACAGGAGUGGGUGUCGGACUUUUACUGACUAAAACUCACUCCGAUCCUUCUCCUGCUCCAGGCUUCCCCGGCUGAAGAGGUGUUGAUGUUAGUCUAUCAUUUUGCUCUUAACACUCCAAUUCUUUAUUAAGUUUUAGUAAGUAAUCGUGGUUUUUAUCACCAAGCGUUCAAUGUUACUAAGUAAUCGCAAUGACGACAAGUAAUACAUAUCUAAACAAAUACUUUUACCACAGGAUUAAGGAUUUAAAGUGUAAUGAAUUGCAAUCGUAGUUUUCUAAUCCUAUCGUAUUUUAUAUAUUUUAACUAUAUGCGGACACUUGCUUAUUGCUGUUUAUACUCAGUAAGGGACGCCAGGUAUUAAGAAGAAGGUAUCCCUGUACAUUAGAAUUCAUACAUUCAGUUAUAUGGCGAAACUAAUUAAAUCGAAUCGAAUACGAUUCCACAAAAUAAUGAUGCAUUUUCCCUUAGUAUGAUGAAAAUAAAAAAGUAGUUAUUGUCACUAUCCGACACAAAAUAGUACGACACAACCAUGACACCUAUCGCUGUGAAUUGAAUCAAAUACUUCAGAUUUUUAUGUUUAUCCAAUUUUGUAAAAUUAAAUGAGCAUAGUAAUACAUGUAUUUGGCAUUUGAUUUACCUUACCCUUCCUCCAUUU
Messenger RNA from Spodoptera exigua (beet armyworm), 4050 nucleotides. Lineage: Eukaryota; Metazoa; Arthropoda; Insecta; Lepidoptera; Noctuidae. The record is from the annotation of a GenBank genome assembly.